This is a messenger RNA of Thelazia callipaeda (thelaziosis nematode), 375 nucleotides long. Lineage: Eukaryota; Metazoa; Nematoda; Chromadorea; Rhabditida; Thelaziidae. The record is from the annotation of a GenBank genome assembly.
AUGGACGUAAAAAUUUGCAGGAAAAAAAAUUUAAUGCACGGAGAAGAUCUUAUUGUUACGCCAUUUGCACAAAUUCUAGCAAGUUUACGGAAUGUGCGUAGUAAUUUGGUGCUUAUAGCUAACAUUCCACCAGAUGAAAAUCGCCCAAGGCCAAUACCAAAACGACCGCCACUUCAUAGUACAAUUUUACCAGAUGAUGUCAUGCAAUGUGGCCAAGAUACUUUGGAUGAGUUGGAUUGGUGCUUGGCCCAGUUGGAGACAAUUCAAACGCAUCGAUCCGUAUCAGAUAUGGCAUCUAGCAAAGUAAGUCUGUACUUACUUCUAGUUCUUUUGCAUAAGCAAAUGACUAUAGCUUAUUUGGAAGUUAAUUAUUAA